CAAGCAAUAGUUACAGGCAUAUUCGAGUUGUAGUUGUUUGAUCUGUUUACGAUAUGAUACUGAUCUGUUAGUGUCAACAAUGACAUUUUCUUCGACCAAAAUCAUCAAUUUUGACACUGACAGAUCAAUAUUAAAUCGGAAACAUAUCGAAUAACUGUAACUCGAAUUGGCCUGUUAUUCUAACUAAGCAAUGCCUUUUUUGAACCACGACAGUGGCAAACAAGCAUACGGCCCGCCUGAUGGUAAGCAGUCACUGUAGCCUAUGGACGCCUGCAACUCCAGGGGAGUUACACGCGUUGCCGACCCUGACACUCCGCAUCCUCGUUGAGCUCUGGCAACCUUACUCACCGGCAGGAACACAACACUAUGAGUAGGGUCUAGUGUUAUUUGGCUGCGGUUUUCUGUAAGGUGGAGGUACUGGGGAGUUGGGCUCAGCUCUAGAUCUGGAAUGACAUCCGCUGUGCGGUGCCUUACCACAUAAACUAUUUCUGUUUAGCCCAAUAGUUGACUGAUAGAGAAUGCCUCAAGGCGUUAAGUCUGCCAUUUGUACUCUUUUUGUAAAUCUGUGCAAUAAAGUUUAAAUAAAUAAAUAAAGUGAGAUGACAUCGUAACUGUUAUUUGAGUUAUAUACUUUUAAAAGAAAUGUUCAACUAUCAUUUUUACUAUUUUGUUUCUAAUAUUAUCGUCAUAUAUAAGCUGGCCAUACUUUUGGACUAAGAUCGACAAACCUCAGAAACGGCAAAUUCGAAAUUUCGAAUCGAACCACCGCUUUUGAAUUUCGAACGCUCAAACGCGUACAGCCCGCUCCGUUCCAGGAGCGACCCUGCAGAGCUCACGCAGGCCGGGCAUCUCUGCGCAGCCUCCCCCCCACCAACCAAGCCUCCAGACCGCUAGCAGCGCCCGCGCGCGACGGACGUACCGUGCUGUCCGAAAACACCUGUGGCUCGAGACAAAAAUUGUGUGUGUUCAAUUUUGUUUUUGGAUUACAGUGUUGAAUGAAUGAGUGAAGUGACCGGUAAGGUUUUCCGUUCGAUACCAGUUGUAGUGUGGGAACGUGUUUUUUAUAUGCAGACAUCAUAAACGCUCAAAUAGUGACAUAGUGUUGUGUUGUGUUAGUGACAAUGUGCUAGACGUUUGACAGUAAGACAGUGUUUGACAGUGAGACUAUGUGCAGUGUGGUUGGUGGCAGCCAAAAUGUGUGCCACUACGAAUCUGGUAGCUGUAUUGUGUGCGUUGGCGUGUGUAGCCGGCUUUCAGCAACAGUACUUUAGGAUAGUACCCCGAAGUCUGCGAGUCCAAGAGGGUUCAGAAGCAGUUCUAGAAUGUGCUGUCGCUAACCUGGCCGGGCAGGUGCAGUGGGCUAAGGAUGGAUUUGCACUUGGGUUCUCCUCCGUCAUCCCCGGCUAUCCCCGCUACACGAUGAUCGGCGAUCGCCGCCACGGCGUUUACAACCUUAGGAUAGUGAACUCGACGCUAGAAGACGAGGCAGAAUACCAGUGCCAAGUGGGACCCGCGCAGAUGCAUAAGGUCAUAAGGGCCAACGCCUCGCUCACUGUUAUAGCACCCCCCACCUCAGUGGAGAUCACCAACCACCCCAACCCCAAGCUGGAAGUCAAGGAAGGGGAAGACGUGGUGUUGGAGUGUCAGGCGAAAAACGCGAAGCCUGCUGCUAGGAUCGUGUGGUAUCGGGGCAAUGUGGAGCUGAAAGGAGACAAAGUGUCCAAGGAAGAAAUCAGGGAUGUUGAAAGUCAAAACGGAAAUCCGAAGUCUACAAGAUAUACCACUAUAUCGAGGGUCCAUUUCAAAGCGACAGCGGACGAUGACUACGCAGAUUUCACAUGCGAGGCCCGGCACGAGGCGUUGCAGCGCGAUGCGCCUUUACGAAGCACUGUGCAACUUAGCGUGCUAUAUCCCCCCGGAGCCCCCUACAUCGAAGGCUACGCCGAAGGCGAGACAGUCAGGCGAGGACAGAGCCUGGAGCUGGUCUGCAGGAGCCGUGGAGGGAACCCACCAGCACAGCUCAUCUGGUACAAGAACGGAGAGCAAAUACGGAUGGCGUACAGGACCAGUGGCCGAAUGUCCGAAAACAUCUACUCUUUCAAAGCCGACGCAUCUGACAACAAGGCUCGGUAUAGCUGUGAGGCCAAAAACGUCAUGAUCAGCAACACUUUGAAGGCCGAGAUCGAUCUCACUGUCCUUUUCGCCCCAGCCCACGUAACCAUCACAGGCCCCACAGAAGCCAGGGUAGGGGACCCGGUGCCUCUGACCUGCAGCACGGCACCUUCGAAUCCCGCUGCUGACAUUAAGUGGUUGGUGCUUGGGAAGCAUCAUAAGGAAGCUAGCAAUCGCACUGUUAUAUCUCCGGAAGGUGGCUGGAUCACGACGUCCAACAUCACGGUGACUGUGGAGAAAGACAGACGUUCAAUCGUCGUUGUCUGUCACGGUAUCAACGCACAGCUGACUGAGAACGUCGUCGCUACGCACACUAUCAACGUGUUAUACGCCCCAUCAGCACCAAUGAUCACAGGCUACAUCCCAGGCACCACGCUGCAGGCCGGAACGGUGCAGAAGUUAGCCUGCAUGUCUACCGGCGGCAACCCCCUGGCUACGCUCACAUGGUUCAAAAAUGAUAAGAAGAUCCCACACACCGUAACCCGCACUGCAGACAAGUCCGUCACCGCUGAAAUCUCCAUCUUGGCCAACGUUACUGAUAACCAAGCUCAGUACCGUUGUGAGGCUACUAACAGCGCGACGGAGAUACCACUGUUCGAGACUGUUACUUUGAAUGUCCAUUUCGCUCCAGAAACCGUGAAAGUGACAACGGAACCCAGCGAGCUCAAACCGGGAAUCGAAGCUACACUAUCUUGCAAAUCGGCUGCCAGCAACCCGCCAGCAACACUGUCUUGGUGGCGUGAUGGCAUACCCGUGCAAGGUCUCCCGAUGAAGAUGAACCAAGGACUAUACGGUGGGACGCUGUCAACCAUGGAGCUCAAGUUGAACGUCACUAAGGACAUGAACGGGGCUGUGUAUACGUGCCAGGCAAUGAACGAAGCCUUGCAGAGGAGCGUACACGAUGCUACGGCGUUGAAAGUUUUAUACGCGCCAAUCUUCGACGAGAACACUCCCCCCACCACGGUCGGCGUUGAGAACGAGCCUCUCAUCAUCAUGUUGCGAGCUGACGGAAACCCUGGCAGCAUCACGUAUACUUGGACUAAGGAUGGCCAGCCUAUCACGCAGUCGUCGUACAGCAGUGCAAGCGACCGUAUAAUAUCCGAAGGCUCCAUGCUGAACAUCACGCGUCUUUCUCGUAACGAUGCCGGCGUAUACACCUGCGAAGCUGUCAACUCUCAGGGUGCUGCCACUGCUAACAUUAGCGUCUCUGUUCAUUAUUCAGCCAGUGUAGUAUCAGUCAGUCAAAUCGAAAUACGAAAUUCUGGUGAAGAAGCCACACUCGCUUGCACUGCUACUGGUAACCCUCUCACUGCUGAACAUAUUCGAUGGGAACGAAAAGACUACAACUUCAAAUCAAGAACAUCAAGUAGCUUCGAAUCGAAGAAUCUUACUAGUUAUUUAGUUAUAAAUCAAGCCACCAAAGAUGAUGUAGGCAAUUUCGAAUGUGUUGUAAACAAUGGUAUAGGUGAAAGGGAGAGUAAGCAAGAAGUAAUGUUAGUAGUUAAGACUCAGCCUACAAUGGAUUCAGCGCCGAAUUUGAGCAAGUCUGCUUCAAAUGUUGGACAAGUUGGAAGACUGAUUUGCAAGUGCAAAUCAGCUCCAGCACCAAGUUUCACAUGGUCCAAAAGCGGAGCAAAGUUACCAGUAAACACUUCCACCAAAUACUUUGCUGAAUACCACAAAAUUGACCCAGUGACAUACAUGUCCAUUCUUCUGAUUAAUGACGUUUCUUCGUCAGAUUAUGGUUCUUACGUAUGUGAUGCUAGGAAUGAGUUGGGAUUUGAUACUGCGAAGGUUAAGUUGGAUAUCACUAGUGCACCAGAUCAAGUGAUGUCAAUAUCGGUGACAAACGUUACGUAUAACUCAGUGACUUUGGAAUGGGUACCAGGGUUUGAUGGCGGCCUUACUACUUGGUUUAGACUUAGAUAUCGCAAACCUUAUGAAGAAACAUACAGAUAUGAGGACGUAUCACCAAGGAACGCAACGUCGUAUACGAUUGGUGGACUGGAAAAGAAUACAGACUACGUUUUCUCCGUUAUGGCGCUUAACAAAAUAGGACAGAGCAAAUAUAGGCCGGAUGAUACUAAAGCGACAACACUUACUUCUUCAGAAGUAGGCGAGUUGAACGUAGUGACCACAGAAUACGUAGAAACGGCCGACGUGUCGAAGAGCGUAGUUGUAUAUGUGUCUAUCACAGGGGCACUUCUAGUCUUGGUUAAUGCUGCGUUAGUUGCUUGUUUUGUUUUUAAACGUCGAUCUAGACGAUUGAAAGAGCAAGCCGGUCAAGCUUCAAAAUCAGCAACAAUAGAGAUGUACGCUCCAUCCUCCUACAACGAUACUAUGACGGGAGAAACGUUAAGUUCUGUGUCCGAGAAGUCUGAAACGUAUUCACAAGAUGAAGGGAUGGAUGAUAGACAGCCGCCACCGAUACCUGAGGUGCCGAGUAUGCCGAACAGACAUAUGCUGCAGCAAACGGACGCCUACCUAAUGGACGACCAAGGUUUAGUCAUCCCCCCACCAUUGGAUUACCCCCCUCCGAACUAUGCCGUGUAUGAAGGGGAUCAUGCUAGGACUCUGCCGCAUCCGCAUAGGCAUAAGGAUAUAAGUGGGCAUAGCACCCUUGGCCGUAGCGCAGGCAAGCAGAACUACGUCCCCGCACCCUCGCCCAUGCCACCGCUGGAUGGCUCCUACUACAACAUGGCAUCCGACCGUUACCUCUCUUACCCGCCUCUAAUCGGCGAGUACUUGCAGCAACAGCAAACUGGACGAACUCCAACCCCACCUCAGCAGUACGGAGCAGCACCACUACAGAAGCAUAUGCUGAACGGAAUGAGUGGAUCACCCUCUCACGUCGCCAGUCCACCGAUGAGCUAUGGAAUCGAUGUUCCCUUGGAUCGGCAAUCCGCAGGUGGCACGUUGCGACGACGAAACGAAAAAAUGGCUCCCGUACCUCCACCAGACGUCACAGUACUACAUCCGGGAUGCAAUCAGCACCAGCUCUCCCAAACACCAGUGCCAAAGCAGCCGCAGUCCAUCCUAAAGGACCCGUCGAGACACAAAUAUGGAAACCAAUACGGCAGCCCCAUAUCCUCGAGCACACCCCAAAGCAACUCCAGUCAGAUCCUCACAGUGCAAAAUCUCACCUCAGACGUACCACAAUACGGUACCAUUAGAAAAGAAAACAAAAAACAAAACGUUACUAUAGAUGAAUCUUAUAAUAAAAGAAGUGAAACGCACGUGGUAUAAAUAAGUGUUAGUGUUGUGUAAAUACAGUUAGGUAAUGUAGAUAGACUUAAAAAUUUAUUCAAUGUGAUAAGUGUAGUUAGUGGACAGUAAGUGAUUAUGGUACGUUGGUACCUGGACUUUUGAUCUUCGUUGCAAUGUGCCGAUAGGCACAAUGAACGUGACAGGACCGUUUUGUGACCUUGAGAAAGAGCCAAAAAGGAACAAUUCGAAGGACCGUUUUGUAAUCUUGCCAAAAGGCACGAUUAGGAUUGUCACGUUUUUGUUUAACUUUUUAUCAGACAGGUUGGAUUUAAAAUCAAAAUCGCUUGCUGGACAUUUUGAUAACAAUUUUAAAUCCAAUUUUGUUGAUAAAUUCAUGUUUGUCUAUAUGGACGAAUUACAUUAUUAAAUUUGAAACUAAGGCUAGGGAUUAUGAAACUAGCAAAAUCAUGCCAUCUUUUUCUAUGAUAACGAUGAAAAUUUAAGUAUGAUGAUGAUGCUUGCAAGUCAAAUUUUUAUUUGACAAGUUACAAGAAAGCAGGGUUAUGAUAUUUAUUUAAUUAUUAUGGACUAAGACAACUUGAAAUAUAACCUUGCUUUUUGCACCAUCAUUAAUUAUACUACAAACAUUUUCUUCUUUAUCUAUAUGUUUAAUAGACAUAUAUUCUACAUAGCAAUUGGUCAAUUUGAUAAACGUAUCUUUAUUCCAUAAUUAUUUGUAAAGUACUUCUUUUUAUAGUACAUAUUUAUUAAGAUGGCUGAUUUUGCACUAGGUAUUUCAAGUAAAUUAGGUAUUUGCAAUAUAAAACACUUUACGUCUUCAAGUACAUUAUUAAUUAAAAUUCAACACCAAUACAUUUCCCAAAAUCUGUGGCAUUUUUAUUUAUAAUCUGAAGGUUAAAAUAAAUCAAGCCAGAAUAACCUAUAAUUGACUUCAACAUUUCUAACAUCAUUAAGAUUUACUAGAAGUAUCGAAAAUAGACACCUAGUAAUUGACUUUGGAAAAUGGCAUUGUAUUGUAAAACUAAUUUACUUGAAGUGCCAAACAUUUCUCAAUAAUGAUAUACCUACGUCAUUAUUGAACGAACCCUCAAUGAUUGACUGACUUAUCAAUAUUAUUGUAAAUUUAAUUAACGUCCACUCUUAAGCGAAUUAUUGAAAAUACUUCAUUGUCCAAAAUCGUAAUCAUUUUAGAGUAUUUUACUAAUAAUUGAUUUCAUUUCGAAAUGUUUGCUGAUUGAAAUUAACGUAAUUUGUAAUUGAUACAAACGAUUCCCUCGAAGGAUCUCUUUUGAUUAAGUUUUAAAUAGAUUUUCUUAUUAAUUGUUAAUAAAAUUUAUCUUGAUCUUUUUACAAAAUUUAUGGGAGAAUUUUGAAUUUGCCCAGCGGCGGUUAGAUCGUCGUUUGUUUUUAGAAUUUUUCAAUGAUAGUGUUUUGAUAAUCGGGAAUCUAAUGACUGAGAAUCAAUUCAAGACCUUCAUCCUGUUAUCAGUGAUCGGCAAAUAUUUAUACCCUUAUUACACAACCCCCCUCCCCCCCAUUGUAUAAUGUUUUUAUCUGCAAAUAAAUAAUGAUUGAUUGAUUAAUAAACGUCUACUAAAGUUGACAAGCCGUAAUCGUUUGUCCCUUUCCGACGUAUUGGUAUGAUAGAAAGGGACAAACGAUUAUUAGCGGCUAGUCAACUUUAGUAGACAGUUAUGAAUAAGGGGGUUAUUAUUUACCUAAAUGACGUUUCUUAUUAAAAUAAUACUCAAUAUCAAAUCUCGAUUGUCCAAGCACUUCAUUCAGAAUAUUGCAUUUAUUGUUAUUAAAUGAAAUUGAAUUUUUGCUGUUUCUAUUUUAAUAGCAUAAUUUUAAUUACUUUCAAACUAAAUUAAAGAUUUGCUAAUGUUUGGAUUGUAUUCUAAAAUUUCGUCAGUUAAAAUAUUGUGUGAAUUAAAUACCUUCAUUUUGAUCUUCGUUUUAGGUUUAAGUUAACUAAAUUGUACUGCCAAAUUUUCAUUGUGUAUAAUUUUAAUGAAAAGUGUACAUUUAUACUAGAUUUUAUUUUCUACAUCUCCACAUGUAAAUAAAACUAAUACUCAAUCACAAACUGACAAUAAAUGUAAGUUUUAUCGUUUAAUUUUAAUUUAUCCUGCUUAGAUAACUGUAAAUAUAUUAUUUUUAUUUCCUCUACUAUUACAUUAAUAGCUUUUCUACUCCAAAAUUUAAUCGGUUUUAAUACAGAUACCAAAGUUUUAUUAAUUUUUAUUUUUAAGUUAAUAAGCUACUUAAUUAUUUUUAUUUUAUUUUUUGUUUCUCGAAUUUGUAACAAUGUUUUAAUCAACGAUACUGCCAUGGACUGAUUUAAUAAUUGAUUUUGUCUGUUGAUUGAAUUAUUGAAUUUGAAUGAAAUUGAAUUAGAAAUCCAUCCAUUGAUGAAACAUACGAUUUCAUAUACAUAAACAAGCAUAUUUGUUGUUACAUUUCGAAUUUAAAUAAAAAACUAAUUGAAA
This is a messenger RNA of Cydia pomonella (codling moth), 7892 nucleotides long. It is a transcript of the gene sns, whose product is annotated as nephrin. The coding region runs from base 1195 to 5418 and encodes 1407 amino acids. NCBI's taxonomy places the organism in Eukaryota, Metazoa, Arthropoda, Insecta, Lepidoptera, Tortricidae. The transcript has 29 exons. Gene Ontology annotation, molecular function: protein binding. The record is from RefSeq and is a predicted model, not a curated record.